This is a messenger RNA of Apodemus sylvaticus (European woodmouse), 1231 nucleotides long. Its product is annotated as 60S ribosomal protein L22. The transcript has 2 exons. NCBI's taxonomy places the organism in Eukaryota, Metazoa, Chordata, Mammalia, Rodentia, Muridae. Bases 38 to 424 code for a protein of 128 amino acids. Gene Ontology annotation, cellular component: ribosome. The record is from RefSeq and is a predicted model, not a curated record. Gene Ontology annotation, molecular function: structural constituent of ribosome; RNA binding. Gene Ontology annotation, biological process: cytoplasmic translation.
AAUAAAAGAUGUUCGCUUUUCUGUCUCCUCUGCCGCCAUGGCGCCUGUGAAAAAGCUUGUGGCGAAAGGGGGCAAAAAAAAGAAGCAGGUUUUGAAGUUCACCCUCGAUUGUACUCACCCUGUAGAAGAUGGAAUCAUGGAUGCUGCCAAUUUUGAGCAGUUCCUCCAGGAGAGAAUCAAGGUGAAUGGCAAAGCUGGCAAUCUCGGCGGAGGGGUCGUCACCAUCGAGCGCAGCAAGAGCAAGAUCACUGUCACUUCCGAGGUGCCUUUCUCCAAAAGGUAUUUGAAAUAUCUCACCAAAAAGUAUCUGAAGAAGAACAACCUCCGAGACUGGCUGCGCGUUGUGGCCAACAGCAAGGAAAGCUACGAGCUGCGCUACUUCCAGAUCAACCAGGAUGAGGAGGAGGACGACGAUGAGGAUUAGCGCAUUGGGCUGCAAUGUUUUGUAUUAAUUCAUAAAUAAAAUUUAGGAACAAAAAAAAAAAGAUGUUCGAGUUUGGUAAAUGUAAGUUAUAAAUGUUGGAGAGUCUAAGAAGAUGUUUAGGAUUGGAGGGUCUAAGAAGAUGUUUUAAGAUUUUCACCCGGCUGACAACUCCAUCCAAGAAUCACCUGUGGAACUGCUGAACUCUGAUUUGCUGAAAGCUGAUGUUAACCAGUCCAGCCAAUGUGAUUGCUCCCUGGAUUUCAGCUGGGCCAGCUAAUCAGAUGCAUCUGAUAAAUGUCCCAUUGUCCAGCUGUUGACUCUUAGCAUUCCAGCCUUCCUGGGCCCCUAUGGCAGCAUCCCAGUGUCAGCUGGAAGCAGUUACAGAAGACAAAUAUGACAUCUAUUUUCCCACCUAAGAGGCUGAAAGGCUAAAUCAAAAAGGAAGCCCCCUGGGCCCAUACUGAAAAGGACCUGACUUCAUGAUUCUGACCACCCUGACGGCCAUGAAAAUAGAUGGGAUCCAAUCCUGGAUUCAACACUCUCAUCUGAAGUUUGCCCCCUGGAAAUAUCAGGACCUGAAUCAGUGAUGGGUUAUCAGACAACAACCACAUGACCCAGGCCUCAGAAAAUAUUCUGAGUCAAUGAUUUGACUCACUGAAACAACUCAAAGGGGAAAUGUUGAGGUCUGCUCCUUCCCCAACACAGCUGUAGCCAUUUUGUUCCAUGCCAGCUAGCUAUUUCAUACUGUUUCUGUAAUAUGCCUGCCAGUUACUGAUGCAAAAAAAUAAACAACUCAGAGCAAGGUCA